AUGACACCCAUCAAAGGCCCCGGAGCAGCCCAGACCCACGACGGAACUGGCCUGCGCGUCGCAAUUGUGCACGCGAGAUGGAAUGAGAAAAUCAUCGACGCGCUUGUCGCUGGCGCAAAGAAGCAGCUCUUGGCUGCUGGUGUGACGGAGGAGAAUAUCACUGUCGAGACUGUUCCCGGUAGUUAUGAAUUGCCUAUUGGUGUGCAGCGCCUCUACGCCGCCUCCCAAGUCCAAGCCUCCGCCGGCGAAGGCAUCAGCGCCUCCGACCUCCUCUCAUCCAGCACGACGGACCUAAAGUCGAGCCCGACCACCGCGCCGAAGAAGGCCUUCGACGCCAUCAUUGCCAUUGGUGUACUGAUUAAGGGAUCGACCAUGCAUUUCGAGUAUAUCGCCGACGCGGUUAGUCACGGACUCAUGCGGGUGCAGCUUGAUUCCGGAGUUCCCGUGAUCUUCGGCCUUUUGACUGUUCUCACUGAGGAGCAGGGUCUUGAGCGGGCGGGUCUGGUGGCUAGUAGUGGGAUGCAUAAUCAUGGUGAGGAUUGGGGCAGUGCGGCUGUUGAACUUGGCGUUAAGAGGAGGGAGUGGUUGGAGGGAAAGAUUAACUAA
This is a messenger RNA of Penicillium cosmopolitanum, 606 nucleotides long. Its product is annotated as lumazine synthase RIB4. The transcript has 3 exons. The coding region runs from base 1 to 606 and encodes 201 amino acids. Gene Ontology annotation, biological process: riboflavin biosynthetic process. Gene Ontology annotation, molecular function: 6,7-dimethyl-8-ribityllumazine synthase activity. Lineage: Eukaryota; Fungi; Ascomycota; Eurotiomycetes; Eurotiales; Aspergillaceae. Gene Ontology annotation, cellular component: mitochondrial intermembrane space; intracellular anatomical structure; riboflavin synthase complex. The record is from RefSeq and is a predicted model, not a curated record.